AUGAUGGUGGGGGGCUACCUGUGGGGCUACCUGGCGGACCGUCGGGGGCGCCGCAGGAUCCUGGUGGUCUCGCUGAUGGUCAACGGCCUGUUCGGGGGUCUGUCCAGCGUGGCGCCCUGGUUCUGGCUCUUCCUGCUGCUGCGGUUCAUCAGUGGUGUCGGGGUUGGCGGUUCGAUUCCCGUUAUCUUCUCCUAUUUCUCUGAGUUCAUGCCCCGCCUGAGGAGAGGAGCCAUGAUCAGCGCUCUGGCCACAUUCUGGAUGGCAGGAAACAUCCUGGCAGCAGGUCUGGCCUGGAUGGUGAUCCCUGCCUCCUGGGCUCACUUCUCUGUGUUCCAGCUGCACUUCCAGAGCUGGAGGCUGUUCGUGCUGCUCUGCCCCGUCCCCAGCAUCACCUCGGCCCUCCUCUUCAGGCUGCUGAUGCCUGAAAGCCCCAAGUUCCUCAUGGAGGUGGGCCGAGAGAAGGAAGCAGUGCACGUCUUCAGACUGAUGUUUGGACUCAACACGAGAAGGAAAGAAAAGACUUUCCCAGAGUUUUCCUUAUGUCCAGCCUCCAGGCACAGAGAGGACCUGGAAGACACCAGCAGUCUCAGCAGCAUUUUAACAAAGGUCUCAGUUCCUGUCAAACAGAUGUUCAGCAGCUCUCUCAGAUCCAGGAGCGUCCUCCUGCUCAUCAUCUCCUACUGCAUUUCCUUUGGUUACUACGGCCUGUGGAUGUGGUUUCCUGAGCUGUUGAAGAAAGUGGAGGUUGGCGGUUCACCGUGCGCCAACGUCUCCUUCCAGCCUUCGGUCCUGAACCAGAGCUGUGAGCCGGUCGGACCAGCAGAAUCCGUACCCGCAGUGUACAUGGAGGGCUUCGUCAUCGCUGCGUCCAACCUGCCCGGAAACGUCUUCACCAUCCUCGUCAUGGACAGCACGGGAGGCAAGACGCUGCUCUCCUGCAGCCUGCUGGUGUCCAGUCUGAGCGUCUUCUUCAUCUACCUGGUUCAGACCAAAGCUCAGAGUCUGACUCUGUCCUGCAUCUUCAGCGGCGUCUCCGUCGUCGCCUGGAACGCCCUGGACGUGAUGGGACCCGAGCUCUACCCCACCAAGCUGCGGUCCUCGGCUCUGGGCUUCUUCACGGGCGUGGGCCGAGUGGCGGCCAUCACGGGUAACAUGGUGUUCGGGCGGCUGGUGGACACGGACUGUGCCGUCCCCGUGCUGCUGGUGUCGGCCCUGCUGCUCACCGGAGGACUGGUGGCUCUGCUGCUGCCUCAGACCAGACAGACAGAGCUCACCUGACCCCCACCUGACCUCCACCUGACUCCCACCUGACCUCCACCCCACCCCCACCUGACCCCCACCUGACCCCCACCCGCCUUUUCACCUGAACCAUUGACGUUUUCUCUUCUUGUCUGAUG
Molecule: messenger RNA, 1397 nt
Organism: Salarias fasciatus (jewelled blenny)
Lineage: Eukaryota; Metazoa; Chordata; Actinopteri; Blenniiformes; Blenniidae
Product: synaptic vesicle glycoprotein 2B-like
Exons: 10
Coding region: 1-1278 (425 amino acids)
Biological process (GO): transmembrane transport
Cellular component (GO): membrane
Molecular function (GO): transmembrane transporter activity
Source: RefSeq, a predicted model, not a curated record